AUGUCAAAUAAUUAGCUUGUUUUUGAAACAAGUUGCUUUAAUUAGCAAGUUUUUAAUUUAAUGUCUAAUUAAUAAAAAAUAGAACAAGCUUUAAAUCUGACUCGACGUUUAGUGUUUGGUCCUUUAGAUCAAUAAGAUUAGGAUAUAACUAUAUCUGAUGAUCUUUUUAGUUUUACAUUACAAAACAUUUAGGUUAGUCCUUUUCCAACUGAAUCUAGAAAAGUUAUGAAGUUCAUUGAAACAGAUUUACUUACAAAAUUCUUAGACAAGAAUAACUUUGUAGAAGUGAAUAAUUAUUCAGUUAUUUUUGUAAGUAUGGAUGAUCUUUCAUACCAUAAUUUUGAAAAUAUUCUCAACUUAGAUUAUCUUUUUGAUGAUGCUAAAUUCAAACUAAAAACAGUGAGAUUACUUCAGAAUAAAGUUCAGACAUUUUUUAUUUAAGGAUCAACUGAUACUCUUCUUUCAUUAGAUAAAUUAAAUUACUAUACAAUCCCUUUGAAUGUUUCGCAAAGAGGAGGAAAGAGACUUAUUUUCCACUCAAAUCAAUUAUCUUAUGCUUUAACAAAAAUGAUUGAUGAGAGUGAUUUUUUUGAUAAAAAGAAUUUUAGGCAGGUGAACACUGUUUUUAGACUUAACAAUUUUGCACCUGGAGAUUAGAAAUUUAAAUCUCACUACGAUACCCCAUUUGCAGAUAAGUCAAAAGGUUUAUAUUCAAAAUACACUAUGCUGAUUUAUUUAACUGGAAAUUAAAAAGUUCAAAAUGAAUAGCCACCUCUUUAAAUUGAGGAUAUUGUUUUUGAUAAAAUAAAAAAAAAUAGUUGCAUAAUUUUUGAUUAAUAAUUCAAGCAUGAAGGAAACGCUUACUUUGAUAACAAUAAGAUAUUCAUUAGAACAGAAUUAAUUUACAAAAUGGAUGGUUUGCUUUAUGAUUAAAAGGUGGCAUAAAUGUUUAAUAUGGCAUGCUAUAUGACUAAAGAGAUUGGCUAAUAGCAAUAUUCUGCUGAUUUAUUCAACUAAUGUGUAAAAAUGAGAUACAAUAUCUAGGAUGUAGACAAAGAUAUAAAGAGAGUUUAUUUACUGAAAAGGAACUUGGAAGUCCUCUAUGCUACAGAUGGUAAUUAUUAUUGGUUUCCAUCUCACAUUCCACUAUAGUUAAUUGGUUCUUUAAUUGUUCUAGAUUACUUUAAUGGAAAAGUUUAUGAGCUUAAAAACGUUAAUAUUCAAUCUAAAUCUAUCAAAAAUAUUGAUUACUCGAAAAGCCAAGAAGAAAUUGAUAAAUUCAUUUUUGAUAUGAUAAAUUCAUGCAGUUUUGAAAACGAAAAAAUUUCAAAAGAUAGAAGCAAUUAAUUUUAGUGUUUAGAAGACUUUAUACCAAAUUAACUUUGUGAAGAUUUUACUUAUUUUAAAUGCUAUUGUGGUUUAGGAGAAAGCUAUACAGCACAUGAUGCAUUUUAAUAAGAAAAGAAAUUAGCUGUAAAAAAAUUAAAUGACAUUUUAAGUUAGAAUUCUGUUUUAAUCUUUGACAAUAUGAUUAAAAUCAAUACCGAAAAUAUUAAAGUUCAAAUUGAUUCUGAUAAAUUCCAAAAUGAAAUAUCUUAAGGUAGAAUUAUUUUCGAUGAAAUAAAGUUAAAUGUUAAAAGUGAAAUAAAUUUCGCAUCUUGUCAAUGUGAGCCAGAAGAUGUAUAUGAAGAAGAUGUUAAUCUCUUUAAAACUAAAAAGUUUCAUACUUUUAUUCUUCCAAAUAUUUAAUUUUAAAAAACUCAGGAUGGAAUUAAAUUAUCACUAGAUAUUUUCAAAAAUGGAUUUAUCUAUCAAUCAACAAAAACAUUUAAAUAACCAUAUACAAAUGAGAACUAGUCCCUUAUGCUUCAUCAAAAAAGAGUAAAAGAAAAAUAUUAUUCUAAUUACCGUUAUAAAUAAUAAAAUGAUAAUUCUUUACAUUAUGAGACCCAAGAAGAAGAAAUAGCUUGUGUUGAUAAUUAAAUUAGUAAAAGUAAAAAUUUAAAUGAUGAAUAAAUUAGUGAAAAUAGUUUUGAUUAAGAAUCAGAUUCACUAUAGGGUAUAUGCAAUGAUAGCUUUGAGUAAGAAAGCUAAGAAUUUGAGGUUGAAAUGAUUUAAGAUGAGGAUAUUUGCAACCAAAAAUAAAUAAGCGAAACAAAAAUCUAAUACAAAAACUGA
Messenger RNA from Tetrahymena thermophila SB210, 2178 nucleotides. RefSeq lists its product as hypothetical. NCBI's taxonomy places the organism in Eukaryota, Ciliophora, Oligohymenophorea, Hymenostomatida, Tetrahymenidae. The record is from RefSeq and is a predicted model, not a curated record. The transcript is spliced from 2 exons.